AUGCAAAAAUCUACUUUUUUCUGUGUUGCAUGAUGUCAGUCCGAUUUGCUUCCAAAAUUUUUGCAAAAAUUUACUAUUGUUAAUAAGAAAGUAAUUCUAAUAUAAAAGAAACCCAUAAAUAUUAAAAAUGUUACGUUUAACUUAUGGAAAUGCAAAUAGGGAAACUAGAAAACGUGUUGUGGCUAUGUCCGCUAAAGUUAUUUCCCUAAACUAUUCAACUAUCGGGAACACUCAUGGAGGACAAAAGAGGAGGCCAUUACUCAAUGUUUAUGGCCACCGUUUCGGGCCGACACAUUCGCCACCCCGGCUGACAAAUUCCAGAGGAUACGGAAUGUUGGUCGUGAGAAUCCUACGAGGUGCAUUAAAACUCCGCUACAUCGUUCUGGGUGGUGCCAUCAGUGGAGGAGUCACACUUAGUAAGAAAUACGAUGAGUGGAAGGAUGGUUUGCCUGAUUUUAAGUGGCUACAAGAUGCCUUGCCACAGGGAGAAAAAUGGAAUGGUUUCAAUAGAAAACUUAUUGAAAUGGGAGAACUGAUGAAAAACACAAUAGAAAUAGAUCCAAAACUUAAACAACUCGGGGAAGAAAAAUUAGCGGAGUGGAGAAUGUGGUUCGAUAACCGCUUAGAAGACGCUAUUGAAGCAGCCGAUUUGCAAGGAACCAAUAUCAUUGAAGAAUCAUCGGACGAAUUAAAAGCAAAAACCACCGUUAAUGCAAUAAGCUUAUCGAAAGAUGACAGUCGUAAAAAGUAUGAAACUCUUCAAACACAAGUGGAAUCAUUACAAACUGAAAUAAUGAAUGUUCAGAUUAAAUACCAAAAGGAAUUAGAAAAGAUGGAGAAAGAAAACCGAGAGUUACGUCAGCAGUAUUUGAUAUUGAAGACUAACAGAAAAACGUCGAUUAAAAAGAUCAAGAAGUCUCUAAUAGACAUGUAUUCGGAAGUGCUUGAUGAGCUUUCAGGUUACGAUACUAGUUAUUCAACGGCGGAUCACUUACCGCGAGUGGUUGUGGUUGGAGAUCAAAGCAGCGGGAAAACAUCCGUUCUUGAGUCAAUUGCCAAAGCAAGAAUUUUCCCUCGUGGCAGUGGUGAAAUGAUGACUCGCGCUCCAGUGAAAGUAACGCUUUCAGAAGGACCCUACCAUAUAGCACAAUUUCGUGACUCCGAUAGAGAAUACGAUUUAACUAAGGAAUCUGAUCUGUCUGAACUUCGCAGAGAAAUAGAGCUCCGAAUGCGCGCCUCAGUACGUGGAGGCAAGACUGUAAGCAACGAGGUGAUUUCGAUGACAGUAAAAGGCCCUGGCCUGCAAAGGAUGGUUCUGGUAGAUUUACCCGGUAUAAUUGCAACGAUGACAGUUGACAUGGCUAUUGAUACAAAAGAUUCUAUCCAACAUAUGACAAGGCAUUAUAUGAGCAACCCGAAUGCUAUUAUUUUGUGCAUCCAAGAUGGUUCUGUUGAUGCUGAGCGAAGCAAUGUGACUGAAAUGGUUACACAGUGUGAUCCGUUGGGAAAACGAACUAUAUUUGUACUCACCAAAGUAGAUUUAGCUGAAGAACUAGCUGAUCCCGAUAGGAUCAGGAAAAUUCUGUCAGGAAAACUGUUUCCCAUGAAAGCUUUGGGUUAUUAUGCAGUUGUUACAGGUAGAGGGAGAAAAGAUGACAGUAUUGAAGCAAUUCGUCAGUACGAAGAAGACUUCUUUAAAAACUCCAAGCUUUUCCAUCGCAGAGGAGUUAUAAUGCCGCAUCAAGUAACGAGCCGAAACUUGAGUUUAGCUAUAUCAGAUCGCUUUUGGAAAAUGGUUCGUGAAACUAUUGAACAGCAGGCUGAUGCGUUUAAAGCAACAAGAUUUAAUCUUGAAACCGAAUGGAAAAACAAUUUUCCAAGACUAAGAGAAUCAGGAAGGGAUGAAUUAUUUGACAAAGCCAAAGGAGAAAUUCUCGAUGAAGUUAUAAGCCUUUCACAAGUAUCUGCCAAGAAAUGGGAGGAGGCACUUACAAACAAAUUGUGGGAUAAACUAUCAAAUUAUGUAUUUGAAAACAUAUAUCUUCCGGCGGCUCAGUCAGGUUCUCAAAAUUCUUUUAAUACAAUGGUGGAUAUCAAAUUGCGACAGUGGGCGGAACAAGCACUCCCUGCUAAAUCAGUAGAAGCAGGUUGGGAAACUCUUCAAAAAGAAUUCACAGAUCUCAUUGAAAAGGCUAAGAAAUCACCAGAUCACGAUGACAUAUUUGACAAUCUUAAAACAGCAGUUGUAGAUGAAUCAAUUCGACGUCAUUCAUGGGAAGACAAAGCAAUAGAUAUGCUCCGUGUAAUACAACUCAAUACACUCGAAGAUCGUUUCGUACAUGAUAAAAGCGAAUGGGAUCAAGCAGUGAAGUUUCUCGAAAAUUCCGUUAAAAAUAAAUUGCAAUACACAGAGGAGACUCUAAAUGAAAUGCUUGGCCCUUCUCAAUUUACUCGUAUAACUCGGUGGAAAUAUCUAACAGAAGAUCAAAGUCGUAGACGUAAUGUUAAGAGCGAAUUGGACAAAAUAUUGCACAGCGAUGAGAAACAUCUUCCAACACUAUCUUAUGACGAACUAACAACUAUUCGUAAGAACCUCCAAAGAUCUGGCGUAGAAGUCGAUACUGAUUAUAUAAGACAAACUUGGUUCCCAGUUUAUAGAAAACAUUUCUUAAAACAGGCCUUACAUAGGGCAAGUGACUGCCGGAAAGCGUUUUACUUGUAUAGUCAACAAGGAACUGAUUGCGAGAUAAGCUGUAAUGAUGUUGUUCUAUUUUGGCGAAUACAACAAGUGAUCAAAGUUACUGCCAAUGCAUUGAGACAACAAGUGAUUAACAGAGAAGCGCGGCGUUUAGACAAAGAAAUCAAAGAAGUUCUAGACGAAUUUAGCGAAGACAAUGAAAAGAAAUCACAACUGUUAACAGGAAAAAGAGUAACCUUAGCAGAAGAACUGAUUAAAGUGCGUCACAUUCAAGAGAAAUUAGAAGAAUUCAUAAAUUCAUUAAAUCAAGAAAAGUAAUUUAUUUUUUAACUAAAGUUCUCAAUUCUUCUAGUCGUAGUUUUUUCAGUUCGCUUUAAAAAUUGUUAUUUUUUUAAUUGGAUUAUAAAAAAGAAUAAGUUGUAUUUAUUUCCGUCAAAUUUUGAAAAUAAUAAAGAAAAAAUGUUUUCAAAUAA
Molecule: messenger RNA, 3171 nt
Organism: Eupeodes corollae
Lineage: Eukaryota; Metazoa; Arthropoda; Insecta; Diptera; Syrphidae
Gene: Opa1
Product: dynamin-like 120 kDa protein, mitochondrial
Exons: 16
Coding region: 128-3016 (962 amino acids)
Biological process (GO): mitochondrial fusion
Cellular component (GO): cytoplasm; mitochondrial membrane; microtubule
Molecular function (GO): GTP binding; microtubule binding; GTPase activity
Source: RefSeq, a predicted model, not a curated record